AUGUCGACCGACCCCCACCCCGGUCCCGGUCUAGGGGACCUGGAGAAAGAACUCAUCUGCUCGAUCUGCACGGAUCUGCUCUACCAGCCUCUCACCCUCCUGGACUGCUUGCACACCUUCUGCGGCUCCUGUCUCAAAGAAUGGUUCUCUGCACAAGCCUCCCGCGCCCGGUCAUCAUCAUCCGUCCGGUUCACAUGUCCGUCCUGUCGCGCGGUUGUCCGCGAAACCCGCCCUAAUGCUACCGUCACCACAUUACUGGAUAUGGUUCUGGCGGCGAGUCCCGACCGGGAUAAGUCGGCGGAGGAGAAGGAGGAAAUUGCGCGGAGAUAUAAACAUGGUGAUUCGGUGUUUCCUACUUUGCCUUCGGCUGAACGGGGGAGCGAUGCGUCGGAUGAUGAGGAUCGGCGGUUGCUGGAGGAGGUAAGGGAAUUGAGUCUGCAGGAGAGUCGGGUUCGGACGAGAGAUACUACGGCUUCUACUGGUCAUCGGUCGAGGCAGUCGUCGCGGACUCGUCGCACGGAUUCAAGUGCUGAUGUGGAUGGGGCGCGACAACGACGGCGUGAGGAGGAGCGUGCUGCGCGGCGACGGCAGGGGGAGACUGUUUCGGAACGCAAUAGACACAUCGAGCAUCAGUCUAGUUUGCGGUCGUUGUUGAGUCUGUCGGAUACGGAAACGAUACAGGACCAGAUUCUACGGCAGAUUCUGGAGGAGGGGCUGCUGGAUGAUAUCGACUUGGAUAAUCUGGCUCCCGCGCAGGAAGAGGAGCUUAGUGAGCGCAUCGCUGAUGCUUAUCGUCGGAGGCACAGAUUGCGGUCUCGCUCGCAGCAACGGUUGGAGGCUCGGGAGACACAUCAACCGUCGUCACGGGCUCGGGCUCGCUCGCAGUCUACGCAGAGACCACAGGAAAGUUCUACGCCGACCGAGUCUGCUCGGAGUCCUCCUGUGUCGAGACCGUAUCUGCUAGAUCCGCUUGUGGCACGCAAUGGAGCUUCGGGUCAUCAGAGACGAUUGUCGGAUCAGGGCAGCAGUCGCCGGCGAACGUCUCCUGUGCCUGCGAAUCCUGCGUCUUCAUCGGAGGUCACGCUGAGGCCUGCAGCGCGGUCGUCUAGUGAUGUGGUUACUGAUCGACCCCGAAAUUCGCAGGCUGCCCGAGUGCGAACGGAUUCGUCCGUGCCACGGUCUCGGCGUGCUACGGCGUCUGAGCAGAACACUCCGAACAUCUGGGUGGAAGGCACCAGGGAACGUGCCAUCCGACGAGCCCCGGGUAGGUUAUCCAUCGAUUCACCACGAGUGGUUGCAGCUCUUGAGCAGAACACACACACUGGUUCCUCGCCAGCGAGCCCUGGGAUGGUCGUCCCUGUGACUAGUUCCUUAGUGGCAGAAGUUGGAGGAACAGGUAGAUCAGAGGCGCGAUCUCGACCAUCUUCAUCUCGGUCCAAUGCGCCUCGCUCUGCUAUCACGUUCAGUGAACCAUCUAUCUCAUGCGACCGAUGUGGCAAGGAGAAGAUACAAUACGAUCUACACAAGAAGUGCCCCAAAUGCAAUGAUGGCAAAUACAACCUGUGUUUGAGGUGCUAUCGCACCGGCGAAGGGUGUCUCGAAUGGGCAGGCUUCGCAAGAUCGGCAGAAGCGGGCUUUGAACGCAUUAUCGCUUCUUCAAGCGGCCAUCCCCCACCACUACGCAGCUCCCAGCAGCACAUCCUACUGUCGUGCAAGUACCGUCGAGCACCAGACACAGCCUACCGUUCCGACCGAGACGGACGAGUCCUGACCACCGACGACCCAGUGAACAGACUAACCACCGGCUUCUUCUGCGAUAGCUGCCAAUCUCCAGCCAACGACUGUUACUGGAAGUGUGACCAGUGCAACGAAGGUGACUGGGGUUUUUGCAACCGCUGCGUGAACCAAGGACGAUGCUGCACCCAUGCCCUUCUCCCAAUCUGCCGCAUCCCACCCAACAGCAACUCAUCCCCAACCGCAACCGACAGCACACCCUCCCCAUCUCUCGAAACCUACAAGAUCCUCUCCAUCGCAACAAACUGCGACAUCUGCACACACCCAAUCCCAGACUCCACUCCCCGCUUCCACUGCCUCCAAUGCAACAACGGCGACUACGACAUCUGCACCAACUGCUACCUCCGCCUCGUGGCCAUCGGCAAGAUCCGUAAAGAGAACGGCCACAACGGCUGGCGCCGCUGCCUAAAAGGCCAUCGCAUGGCGGUAAUCGGCUUCGAAGACCACGAAGAAGGCCAACGCCGCGUCAUCCUCCGCGACCUCGUCGGCGGCCGUGCCCUGAACGACGACCACCUCAUCCAACCCUCCUCUCCAGCAGCCUCCCCAAUCACCGCUAUUUCUUCUUCCAACUCCACCAUCGCCUCCCCCGAAAUCGGCUCCGGUGACUGGAGCUGGAAAGAGGGCUCCGAGCGACGCAAAAAGGCCUCGCGCAUUAGACCCUGGACUAUCGGUGUCCGUGAUCGUGAUCGUGACCGGUCCUCCGAACCAAGUACACCCACCAUCACCACAUCUUCCCCCUUCACCACAUCCAACCCAGCUAUAUCCUCUCAGAUAUCAUCUCCCCCCACCACUCCUAAUACUACGAUGAUGACUCCGACCAACACCCGCCGCUACCCACCCGACGGCGGCGUCGGAUUAGUCGUCCAUGCCCUGUGGUCAUGGUACCCCGAAGACGGAGUCAAAGAUGAAUUGAUGUUUCCGCGCGGCGCGGAAAUUACUGAGGCAGAGAAUAUCAAUGAUGAUUGGUACUGGGGGUGUUAUGCUGGGUUGACGGGGUUGUUUCCGGGGGCGCAUGUGUUUGUUGCGGGGGAGGUGGUCUAA
Messenger RNA from Aspergillus niger, 2835 nucleotides. RefSeq lists its product as uncharacterized. The record is from RefSeq and is a predicted model, not a curated record. The transcript is spliced from 2 exons. Gene Ontology annotation, biological process: protein ubiquitination; mitotic cell cycle checkpoint signaling; ubiquitin-dependent protein catabolic process. The coding region runs from base 1 to 2835 and encodes 944 amino acids. Gene Ontology annotation, cellular component: nucleus. Gene Ontology annotation, molecular function: protein binding; ubiquitin-protein transferase activity; metal ion binding. NCBI's taxonomy places the organism in Eukaryota, Fungi, Ascomycota, Eurotiomycetes, Eurotiales, Aspergillaceae.